UUGAAAAGACAAUGAACAACAAUGGUAACAAUAAUAACAACACCAAUACUAAUGAUGUUGAUGAGAUUGAAAAGAUCUUACAAAUGGAAAUCAACAGCAGUGAUAAUGAAUAAUAAAAUAACUAAUAAAAUGAUUAAAGCAAAAGAGAACAAGUCGAAAAGUAUUUUGAUAGUAUGACUGCAUAAGACAAAAUGCGUUUGUUGAAGAAGAGAAAGAUCUGUGGCUUGGUGGAAGGCUGUGAUACAAUUGAGGGAUAUCAAAAACUCAAUCGUAUUCACGAGGGCGUGUAAUGAAGUUAUUAUAUUUAGUUAUGGUGAAGUAUUUAGAGCCAGAGAUAUGCUCACAGGAGAAAUCGUAGCCAUCAAAAAGAUCAAAUUUAGUCAACACAUCGAUAAGGAAGGAUUCCCAAUCACAUCCAUUCGAGAAUUCAAUUUGUUGCUCUCACUCAAUCAUCAAAAUAUUGUUAAGGUCAAGCGAAUUGUUAUGGGUUCCGAUAAAGUAUUCAUGGUUAUGGAAUACAUGGAACACGAAUUAAAGGAUCUAAUUGAAAGAUCUAAGUAUCAAUUCUCUACUGCCGAAAUCAAAUGUCUUCUUAGAUAGUUGCUCCUUGGAAUAUAACACUUCCACUAAAAAUCAGUUAUGCACAGAGAUUUAAAAACCUCCAAUUUGCUGUAUAACAAUAAAGGAUAACUAAAAGUAUGUGAUUUCGGAUUAGGUAGACGCUGUCAAAGAAACAAACAAUACACUCUCAAAGUGGUGACAUUAUGGUAUAGAGCACCAGAGUUACUACUCAGCAUCCCAAAAUACAAUCACAAAAUUGACAUUUGGUCUGCUGGUUGUAUCUUUGGAGAACUACUACUCAAAGACUAAUUAUUCAAAGGUCAGAAGGAAAUGGAGCAAUUAGAACACAUAUUCCGAAUCUUAGGUACCCCAACAGAAGAAACCUGGCCUGGAUUAAAAGUACAACUCACAUUUAUAUCAGAAUAUUACAUUAGCCGGUCCUUUGAGAACCAUCCCUAAAUACCCAGGAGUCAAAUUACAAGACAUCAUUUCAAAGGAAUUUUAACUCUCCGAAUGGGGUUACGACUUACUCAAGAAAAUGCUGACAUUAGAUCCUGAAAAAAGAAUUGAAGCCUCAGAUGCCUUAAAACACCCUUGGUUUUCAGAAUAACCAUUGCCCUUGAGUGAAGAUCUUAUGCCAACCUUCCCUCCCUUGAAUGAAGUCAACAGAGACGACGUUAGAAAGAAGGUCAAAAAGUGAUAAUUAAACACAAAAAAUAUUAUGAAAAAUUACAGAACCUGC
Messenger RNA from Paramecium octaurelia, 1303 nucleotides. Lineage: Eukaryota; Ciliophora; Oligohymenophorea; Peniculida; Parameciidae. The record is from the annotation of a GenBank genome assembly.